This is a messenger RNA of Eublepharis macularius, 551 nucleotides long. Its product is annotated as phospholipase A and acyltransferase 3-like. Lineage: Eukaryota; Metazoa; Chordata; Lepidosauria; Squamata; Eublepharidae. The coding region runs from base 3 to 551 and encodes 182 amino acids. The record is from RefSeq and is a predicted model, not a curated record. Gene Ontology annotation, cellular component: cytoplasm. Gene Ontology annotation, biological process: N-acylphosphatidylethanolamine metabolic process. The transcript has 4 exons. Gene Ontology annotation, molecular function: A2-type glycerophospholipase activity; glycerophospholipid phospholipase A1 activity.
AGAUGCCGUAUGACUUGACGACCCACAACUGUGAAAAUUUAGUUAUGGAGCUGCGAUAUGGGCUUGACAUGAACGAACAGGAUGAAAUAAAACCCGGGGACCUGAUAGAGAUCUUUCGCUCUUGCUAUCAGCACUGGGCCAUCUAUGUCGGAGAUGGCAAAGUGGUACACUUGGCCCCUGAAUGUGACCGUCUUGCUAACGGCGCUGCCAGCGUUUUGGCUGUCUUGUCUGACAGAGCGUAUGUGAAGAAAGACUGGUUGGAAGUUGUGGUGCGGAAAGACCAGUACCGAGUGAACAAUAAGCAUGACAACACGCAUCCCUUGGUGCCGCUUGCCAAGAUCCUCCAGCGGGCAGAGGAGUUGGUGGGCAGGGAGAUGCCCUAUAACCUGACUAGCCAUAACUGUGAACAUUUUGUAAUGGACUUACGAUAUGGAGUUGCAAUGAGUGACCAGGUCACUGAUGCCAUUGCGGUAGGGACAAUUGGCAUGAUGGGCGUAGCGGCUGCCAUGCUCCGAUCUGCGGCCAAGAGACGCAAGCACCGUUAUGAAUAG